Pangasianodon hypophthalmus (striped catfish) is the source of this 1622-nucleotide messenger RNA. RefSeq lists its product as uncharacterized. The transcript has 8 exons. Lineage: Eukaryota; Metazoa; Chordata; Actinopteri; Siluriformes; Pangasiidae. The record is from RefSeq and is a predicted model, not a curated record. Bases 275 to 1054 code for a protein of 259 amino acids.
CAAUAUGCGCCCACUUCUGCGGGUAAUUCAUGCACCUGGCAACCCUGCCGCGCUGCCACAUACAGGGAUUACGUCAUCGCUGGCUCUGUUGUUGAAUAUGAUUUUCGUAGAGCCGGAAUAAAAAUGUGUUUUCCGCUCGGUGCGUUUGAGGUUUAAAAGCAGUAGUAUUUAGAAGAUGUGUGGAAGGGAUGAUGCUCACGGGGAUGGCUGUGUCUGAGGGAUGCAGGGAUCAUAAAGAGGUUUUAAACGGCAAAAUCCUGACAGAGCUGAGAGGAUGACAGCUGUCAGUUUAUCAGCGCCACUUUGUCAACCAUGCGCUUAUGAUAGCAGAUUCAAAGUGGAGGUUUAUCUCAACAAGCCGCUGAGGCCCAUCCACCUGAGCCCAGAGCAGGUAGCACUAGACAUGCUGUGUCUUUGCAGCCAGCUGGACCUCCUUGUCAGAGCUCAGGUCCUUCAGCAGCAGUCCAAACUGGACAUGAGUCCCGAGGAAUUGGAAGCAUUCCAGAAUCAAGGUGCUGAGAUUAUCGAUCAGAUGAAGCAGUGCCUUGAACACUUGCCCAAACCUGCGCCGUUGCUGGAGGACUACCUAGACAUUGCUGGAUUGUCUCUCAUGUUCCCUCGAGUAGAAGUCUUCAUUAUCCAUGGAAGUCCUGUGGAUAUGCUGGAGAGACCAGCAUUGGAUGGCUAUUUCCCUCACCUUGGGAAGCUGAACCAACUGCUGGGGCUCAGUCAGCAGCUAGAUAACGAUGUGAAGCACCUCGGAAGACACAAAUAUAUCGCCCAUCAACUUGCUGUUCUAUACCAAGCACUUAACUCCUUCAAAGAUGUAUUUCCACUGUCGGAUAUAAAGAAAGACAUUGAAGCCAAUUUUAAGCAGAUAAAGAUGUCUUUAGUAGCAGAGGAAGGAUCCAAGCAAGAACCACAGUUACCAGCCCAGUACAUCAGAUGGGUAUCACAAGUCACACAGAGCAUAAUGUCAGCCAUCUCUUCGCUUCCAGAAGAGCUCACUGAAGAACUCAGUCCAGUCAUGGCAUUUGUCUCUGAGUUGUCCUGACAAGAAGAAAAAAAAAUUCCAUGGUGCAGUAGAUAGGGAGGCAUAAAUGUAGGCAGUCUGUUAGUAACACUUUAAGAAUAUUGCACUGUUCAUUUUGUUUAUAAAAGUGCAGCAGUCCAUGAUGACUGUUGUAGUAUAGUCAGUAGUGUAGCAUUACGGUGCCUAAUUACAGGCAAGUGCAAAAGUUUGCACACCCUUAGCAUAAAAUGACUUGAUUAUUUUAAAUGUUUUCUUGUGUUUACUCGUACAUUUCUUUUAAAACUUCUUAGAUUUUUGUAGGUAAAUUGUAAAAAUAAAUGCAAAUUCUUCCGCCAUUUUAAAGCACACAUUUGCACUAAAGUGUAUCUUUUUUUUCUCGAGAUAUCCUCAGCAAUUCACCAGUUAUCCAUCAUUAUCAUGAAAAGAGCUGUUCGAAGAGUCGCACAGAGUCAGCUGAAAGAGAAUGAACUGUUUAAUAUGAUUAGUUACUACUGUUAAAAGGCUUGUUCUUUUACAGUACUGUUCUUACUGUCAUUACUUAUGGUGCUAACAGAAUUCACAAGUACAAUUAAAGCUCCAUAUUUCACAA